CAUUUUGCGAGUGGAACAAAAUUCAUAAAAAGCCGUCUAUUUCCCCGAAAAGUCUUGUUAACUAUUGUUCGAAACCUGCUCGGAAUAUCUAACUAGCCAAAAUGGUUCUGGAAAGUACAAUGAUGUGCUUCGACAACAGCGAUUACCAGCGAAAUGGUGAUUAUUUCCCGACGCGACUGAACGCACAAAAGGAUGGCGUGAAUUUGGUAUGCUUGUCGAAGGUUCGCUCGAAUCCGGAAAACAACGUCGGUCUGAUGACGCUUUCCAAUACGACCGAAGUGUUGGCUACGUUGACCAGUGAUGUUGGUAGGAUUCUAUCGAAAUUGCACUUGGUCAAUCCAGCUGGGAAUAUUAAUUUGCUGAUCGGAUUGAGGAUCGCUCAUCUGGUCUUGAAGCAUCGUCAGGGAAAGAAUCACAAGAUGCGCAUUGUUGUCUUCGUGGGAUCUCCAGUUAAUCACGAUGAAGGCGAUCUGGUCAAGUUGGCCAAGAAGCUGAAGAAGGAGAAAGUGAACGUGGAUAUCGUCAGCUUCGGUGAUCACCAGAAGAAUAAUGAUAUAUUUACAUCAUUUAUUAACGUACUAAAUGGAAAGGACGGUACCGGAUCGCAUUUGGUUUGCGUGCCUCGCGGAUCGGCUCUGUCGGAAGCACUCAUUUCGUCUCCCAUCAUCCAAGGCGAGGAUGGAACGGGAGGAGCUGGUCUGGGAGGGGCUGGAUUUGAAUUCGGAGUUGAUCCAAAUGAAGAUCCUGAAUUGGCUCUUGCCUUGCGCGUAUCAAUGGAGGAGCAACGUCAGCGCCAGGAAGAAGAGCAACGACGUGCGCAAGGUAACACUGAAGCUGGAGCUCAGGAAGGAACGUCUUCCGGUGGUACUGCAGUGGUAAGCCAACCCAACUCGGAAGAAGCUUUGCUGGAACGUGCACUUGCUCUGUCUACGGACGAUACAAUGCCAGACUUUGCUAACAUGACCGAGGAGGAGCAGAUUGCGUUUGCCAUGCAGAUGUCGAUGCAGGAUGCCCAACAGGAAACUCCUAUUUCCCAGCCAGCCAAGCGUCAGAAGAAAGAUGAAACACCAAUGGAGGUUGACGAAGACAUCAAUGAGGUUAUCACCGAUCCGGAAUUUUUGCAGAGCGUAUUGGAGAAUUUACCGGGCGUUGAUCCGCAUUCGGAGGCCAUUCGCGAUGCCGUUGGUUCGUUGAAUAAGGACAAGAAGCAGUCUGAUAAGGAGGGAGAGAAUAAGAAGUAGAAUUGCUUUGAUAAUAUUCUUAAUCCCUAUAUUUUUUUGCUUAAGACAUUGAUUACAAUUUCAACUGAAUAAAUGUAUCGAUAGA
This is a messenger RNA of Ochlerotatus camptorhynchus, 1326 nucleotides long. It is a transcript of the gene Rpn10, whose product is annotated as regulatory particle non-ATPase 10. Gene Ontology annotation, biological process: proteasome-mediated ubiquitin-dependent protein catabolic process. The transcript is spliced from 2 exons. The record is from RefSeq and is a predicted model, not a curated record. NCBI's taxonomy places the organism in Eukaryota, Metazoa, Arthropoda, Insecta, Diptera, Culicidae. Gene Ontology annotation, molecular function: polyubiquitin modification-dependent protein binding. Gene Ontology annotation, cellular component: proteasome regulatory particle, base subcomplex; cytosol; nucleus. The coding region runs from base 102 to 1241 and encodes 379 amino acids.